GGGUAAGGCCGCUGCGUUGCGCAUCAAAAGGCGCUCGAGCAAUGCUCGAUUCGUCUUGGCCGUCGCCUCGCUCGUGGUCCUCUUCAGUCUAUUGAACGACGACGAUGUCGGACGACAAGAGGCGGCGGCGCUCGAGGCCGCCGAUCUUCACCGAGAGGGAGGAGAAGCAACUGGUGCACUACAUGAACGCGCGCUCGGCCAUGGAGAACGGCAUAGGUCGCGCGCGAAUGCGCCGUAUCGCCUAUCAGUACGCCGUGGCGAAGAGACUGAGGUACCCGGCGAGCUGGGACGAGGCCCAGCAGGCCGGUCUCACCUGGCUGCGCAGCUUCACCUCCAAGAAUCGCCGGAAGCUGACGAUCAAGCCGGAAGAGCUGUUGGCGGCGCGCGACAAAGAGGCCGACUCGUCCUUCGACGAGGACGAGGAGCUCGAGGGCUUCGAUCCGUUCGAGGACGUCGUCGUGAUACACGAGGAGGACGAACCAGAGGAAGAGGAGGACGAAGAAGAAAAGGAGCCAGCGGAGAAGAGGAGGCGCGUAGGCAGAAGGAAAAAGGAGGUGGAUAGGAGCGUCGUGCUGCGGGCCAUCGAGGACGUGACGAGCAAGAGGCUGAACUUGCGCGAGGCCGCGCGCCUCCACGACGUCGCGCUCGCCACGCUACAUCUGCAUCUGCGCAUCUAUCGUGGCGCGGGUGGCUCGGCCGAGGCGUAUCUCAGCCGGACGUUAGACCGCAGACGCGGUUUCGCCGCUCGCGACGAGUCGGCCAUCGUCGAGCACGUGAAUCGCUGCGCCGACGCGGAGGGCUGCCGCCUCGGCAGAAAACGCGCCCGGCGCCUGGUCUACGAGUUCGUACGCGCUCAAGGCUUGAAGUAUCCCAAGGGCUGGGACGAGCGAGAGAUCGCCUCGACCAGCUGGAUGAUGGGUUUCAUCGUUAAGCACGGCCGAGAGUUGCGACUGGACGAGAAGGCGUUGAAAAUUGGCUCGCUGACUUCGAAAGAUAACACUGAAGGUGUGGAAGAAGAUGCACUUGACGAAGUCGAGGCAGAUUCCGAGAGCUGCUCGGUCGGCAACGAAUACGUCGACGGCAUAAACGACAGCUACUUGUUGAACGAGGACGAUGCCUCGGAAUCUUUUCCGUUCGAUUGUCAAUACAACGAGGAAAAAGGAGUCGCGAUCGAGGAGGUCGUCAUCGCGCCGAGUAAAGCCAGCGACGACGAGGAAGUUAUCGAGAGCUACGAUGCGAUGGAAGAGGAACCAGAGGCAGAGGAAAAAGAAUACGAUGCCAAAGAAGAGGAGAGGAUGGUCGACGAAGAAGAGGAAAUAGCCCGAUACGAUCGCGAAGAAGAAACAAACACCAAAGUCGAGAACGUGAAAAUGGUACGAACUUUUUAUCACUUUCCCGACAUGGUUUACGAGACUUUCGAGCCGGUAGGCGACGUUAACGAUAAUAAUUGUGAUAUCGUUGAGGACGAAUGCUCGGAGUACAGUGAUGAUUGCGUCGACGUUACCGAAGAUCGUUUACUCGAUGACAGUAUUAACGACAAUUAUGUCGAAAUUACGAACGAGCACCAAGCCAAAAAACAGGAGAUCAACGCCAAUUACGUGGUUGAGCUCAACCAUAACGAUGUAGAAAUUAUUAAUGUCUCGAGCGACGCUGCCUCUAGUCCUGAACCCUCGAAAAAAAUCUUCACCGACGAGGAAGAGUCGCAGCUGGUCGAUUAUAUCAAUUCAGCCUACUGCCGAGAACCCGAGCUCACUCUGCUCACACUCAAGCAAGCGAAAAAGCUGACCUACGAGUACGCGACCAAACAGAUACGCAAGUACAGCCGGGUGUACGACGCCUGGCGCGCCUUCGACACCGCGUGGAUGAGGCAGUUCUACGCGAGGCAUCGCGAGGACUUGGCGACGACGCUGGAUCCUCGCGAGUUCGAGGCGAACGGCGGCGACGACGAGAAAGCAAAUGGUUACAAAGGCAAAAAGCUGAAGCCCGGCAAGUACGUGUACGACGUGGCGAAUCUCCACAAGGCCCUGGACGGCAUCGUGGCGGGCGACUGGAGCGUCAAGGAGGGCUCGGAUCUGUUCAACAUAGCGCCCGCGACGCUGCAGCAUCACAAGCGCCUUACCGAGCAGCAACAGAGCAGCAACUCAUCGUGCCUCGGCAAAGCCGAGACGAAUUACGAGCUGCACAGGAUCUGGAGCGACGAGCAGGAGCGCGACCUCGUGACGCACCUAAACAAGAUGGCACGCGCCGAGGGCGGCCUGACCAGAAAGCGAUACCGCAAGGAGAUCUACGCUUACGCGAAGAAGACGCCAGGUACGCGGUAUCCGCGCGCUUGGGACAUGCUCGACAUGGCGAGCUCGUACUGGACCCAGGGUUUCUUGAAGAAGCACAAGGACAGACUGUGUCUCAGCUGGCCGGUCAAAGUGAUAAAGAGUCAUUGAAUAUCGUUAUUGAUUACUAAUUAAGUUUUGUUGAACGUAAAAAUUUUUUUUAGAUACGUUAUAUACCACCUCUCUUGUACAAAUUGCGAAGAAAAAGAA
Molecule: messenger RNA, 2537 nt
Organism: Trichogramma pretiosum
Lineage: Eukaryota; Metazoa; Arthropoda; Insecta; Hymenoptera; Trichogrammatidae
Exons: 2
Coding region: 105-2438 (777 amino acids)
Source: RefSeq, a predicted model, not a curated record